Molecule: messenger RNA, 645 nt
Organism: Amoebophrya sp. A120
Lineage: Eukaryota; Dinophyceae; Syndiniales; Amoebophryaceae
Source: the annotation of a GenBank genome assembly
AUGUCGUUGGGCAAUGACGCUGCGGAUCCGGAAAGCGACCCGGGGACGCUUGGACGGGUCGAGGUAAAGCACGGGAGCAAGGUAGCCUUCGAUUUCCGGUGGAGUGAAAGUCUGACCAUCGGCGACCUUCGCCGUUUCACCGCGGAAGAGUGCGGCGUGGAGCUGGAUAAAUUGAGCUUGAUAUACAAAGGCAAGAAGCUGCAAGGCAUCGCUUUUCCCUCCGAUACGCGACUCGGCGACGUGGAGCAGAAGCCUCCGCAGCCGGGCAAGACACUGGUGAUCCAGGCCAUGGGAUCCCGCGACACGCGGUCGGGGGGUAACGCGCUGCGAGACAUUGCUACGCAAGUCGCGUCGCUGUACGGGUCGCUUCGGAGCAAGACCGAAGCCGCUUCGAAAUUGCUGCCGGAAGUUGAUCUAGGAGGUCUGUUACCGGCUGCGCCAGAAGCGAUGCAAGGCCUUCGGCGAGGAGCCGGGGGCAGUAGCGCCGGAGAAAAAGAACAAGAGCCGCAGCUAGUGCUCGAUAUGUUGACAAUCACGUCCUUCUCGACCCGGCUGGAUUCUUUAGACGAGCUCUCCGAUGCACAGCGUCAAGUGCGGCGCCAAGUUCUCAAGAUGCUCGAACUUCUCGAAACCACCAUAUCUUGA